Messenger RNA from Chroicocephalus ridibundus (black-headed gull), 1411 nucleotides. Its product is annotated as tetraspanin-18-like. The transcript has 8 exons. Lineage: Eukaryota; Metazoa; Chordata; Aves; Charadriiformes; Laridae. Bases 152 to 889 code for a protein of 245 amino acids. Gene Ontology annotation, cellular component: plasma membrane. The record is from RefSeq and is a predicted model, not a curated record.
UCUGGGAAAGGGGGGCGGGGGGGCGGAAUUUCCGACCUUCCUGCCGUUAAAUAGGCGCUGCCGGUGCCGAGGUGGGCUGGAGGCGGCCGGGUCACCCGCUGUCCCCGCAGGGGACAAACACUGCGCUGUGUCCCCCCCCGCCGGUGUCCCCAUGGGUGUCUUGAGCUGCAUGAAGUACCUGAUGUUCAUCUUCAACGUGCUGGUGUUUGCUGGGGGGACGUGCCUGGCAGGUGUGGGGAUCUGGGUGGCCGUGGACCCGGCUGGUUUCCAGGACAUUGUGGCUACCAAGGCGGUGCUGAGGGCGGGUGCCUACCUGCUGCUGGCCGUGGGCAUCGCCCUGGCGCUGCUGGGCUUCCUGGGGUGCUGUGGGGCCCUGCGCCGGAGCCGGCCCCUGCUGCUGGUGUUCUUCAUCCUGGUGAGCCUUGUCUUCGUCACGCAGCUCGUCGGGGCCAUUCUCUUCCUGGUGCACUGGAAACAGAUCCAGCCCGAGCUCUUCCUCUCCAAGCUGCGGAGGAACUACCGUGGGGACGAGGGCGCCGAGGUCUUCUCCACCGCCUGGAACACCCUCAUGGUCACGUUCUCGUGUUGUGGCGUUUUAGGACCCGAAGACUUUGGGAAUGGCUCCUGCUUCCAGGAGCUGCACCCGGGGACGCCCUGGCCACGGGCUUGCUGCGCCCGGGAUGGGCUGCUGCAGGCGGGCGAGCUGCUGGGCUGGGAGCAGUGCCGGGAGAGGAGCCCCGGCUACAUCCACGAGCAGGGCUGCUUCUCCGCCUUCGGCAGGACCUUGCAGAAAUACAUCUCCGUCCCCGGGACUUGCAGCCUGGCCGUGCUGGGCAUCGAGAUCUUCGCCAUGUUCUUUGCCUUUUGCCUUUAUUACAACUUCGACUGAGCAGGACGAGGCGCGGCAGAGACAAGCCCAGGGCUCCGGAAACAGCAGCAGGCGAGGCCUCCCCGUCUCCUGUCACGUUGGAGCUCAGCACCCCCGUUACUGCCCCGUCCUGUCCCUGCUCCGGCGGGAGCGUGAGGAUGGGCCAAGGCUGGCUUUGCUCAGAGCAGGGACAGGACACAGGUUAAAUUCCUUAGAGGCACCGGCAGGGCAGGAGGCUGAGCAUCCCAGACUGGCCGGGGGGGUGGGAAGGGACCGCUGGGGAUCACCCAGUCCCACCCCCGGCCAGAGCAGGGUCACCCAGAGCAGGUGGCACAGGAACGCGUCCAGGCGGGUUUGGGAUGUCUCCAGAGACGGAGACUCCCCCACCUCUCUGGGCAGCCUGUGCCAGGGCUCUGCCACCCUCAGGGUAAAGAAGUUCCUCCUCACGUUGAGGUGGAACUUCCCAUGGUCAAGUUUGUGCCCGUUACCCCUUGUCCUGUCCCUGGGCACCACUGAGAAGAGCCUGGCCCCAUCCUCCUGACA